Molecule: messenger RNA, 1002 nt
Organism: Lachancea mirantina
Lineage: Eukaryota; Fungi; Ascomycota; Saccharomycetes; Saccharomycetales; Saccharomycetaceae
Source: the annotation of a GenBank genome assembly
AUGAUGGGUCGAUUAGUUCUCAAAAAAGUCAAAGAUGUGGCUCGUGGCAAAUUGAGUCAGCCUGUCGAAGCCGCUCAGAAUUCGAUCUUGUUUGAGACCAAGGGUUCGGCCAGUUCUGAUUAUUCUAGGGCGUUUUUGAAUGAGUAUCGUAAGCGGCUGAGGAACGGAAAUGCGUUGAUUAAACGAAAUGGAAAACUUGAGCGGAAAUUUCAGUGCGAGAGCCUCUCGGAGGUACGAUCGAGGCUUCGCGGUACAGUCAGUGCCGCUCAAGUCCAUCAAAAUACUUUUCGCAUUUUUUCCCCGCAAAGUAAGGUUUUCCAGUGCGAUUUCUUCCGUCUGCUGUAUUUCCCACCAGAACACUUCGUGGCGCUGCUUCGAAAGAGUAAGCCCGCCGUCAACGUCAGGGUUGUUGGUGAGGUUUUCCUCAAUGGCAACGUCGCGAGAGAAAAUGGCGAGCACGUCAAGUAUACGGAAGUGUUUGCAGAAAACAGCAGGCAGGACGGUUACGGCAAGGCUCAAGAUUUCAAUAAAACGCGGGACAUGAGAUCGCUUUUUGGCCGUGCGGGACCCAGCGUACCGCGAAACUAUGCAUUUCUGCGGCGCGAACUGCGCGUUUUUGUCGGCGGUUGCAUGACCGAAAGGUGGUUAGAAUUACAAGGAGACAAGGCGGUUGCAGAUCAGAUUCGCAUACAGGAGGGCAAAGGUCCUGCGAGCUCCACUUUGCUGGAUGACAAGCAACGCCCGAGGGUUGGCGUUGCAAAAGACGGAUUCUAUCUGUUCCAGGUUCUGAUAUUCCCAGACAAGUUUACGAAGCCCGAAUUCCGUCGCUGCGUCAGAGACAGCAUAACUAAAGUAGCGGAUUUAGACUGGGACAAGUUUCUGCAGGGAAACAAGUCUGGAGCGAAAACCUGGGUCGAAGAGGCCAACGCUCGCGUGCGUUUGCCCGUCCUGAACAAAUUGCUGGAGUCGGACCAAGUGGCCCGAAUCCUGAAAAAGACCUAA